CUCUCAGCGGCUCCUCCUGGUUUAUUCUUAGCACCUUGCUUCUGUGUGACUCGGGAAUGCCACGGGGCUUGUAUGCCUGGUCUCUGGGAUCUGCAGUGGAUGGGCAUUUGUGACAGCACCAUGGGACUGAAUAGCACUCUCCUUGUGAUGGCCCUCCUGCUCUCGGGAGCUGCUGCUGCCCUAAAGAGACGGGCUUACUUCAAUGAGACUGCAGACCUGCCGUGUCAAUUUACAAACCCUCGAAAUAUAAGCCUGAGUGAGCUGGUAGUGUUUUGGCAGGACCAGGAAAAGUUGGUUCUGUAUGAGCUAUACUUAGGCAAAGAGAAACCUGACAAUGUUGAUCCCAAAUAUGUGAGCCGUACAAGCUUUGACCGGGAGAAUUGGAUCCUGCAUCUCCACAGCAUUCAGAUCAAGGACCAGGGCUCGUACCAAUGUUUCAUCCAUCAUAAAAGACCCCAAGGACUAGUGCCCAUCUACCAGAAGGAUUGCGACCUCUCCGUGUUCGCUAACUUCAGUCAACCUGACAUAAGGCAAAUUUCUAAUAUAACAGGAAGAUCUGACAUAAAUUUGACCUGCUCUUCUGUACAAGGUUACCCAGAACCUAAGGAGAUGUAUUUUUUGCAUGAAACUGAGAAUUUAACAACCAAGCAUGUUGUUCUCAUGCAGAAAUCUCAAGAUAAUGACACGGAACUGUACAAUGUUUCCAUCAGCUUCUCUUUUUUGGUCCCACAUGAUACAAACAACGUGAGCGUGAUCUGUGUCCUGCAGCCGGAACCACCUGAGACAGAGCUUCACUCCAAACCUUUCUCUAUAGGUCCAAAGAAAAGUGUUAGUCCCAAGAAUGAUAAAAACUACAUCCUGCAGAUUGUUGGAUUAAUACUUCUACCGUUGAUCCUUGUAUGUUGGAUAGUGCUCUUUCUAAUAAAACUGAGGAGACAGAAGCGGCAGCCGAAACGCUCUCAUGAAGGUCAUGAAUGUGAAACUGUCAGAGUGGAAGGAGAAAAGAGCCAACAGAGUGAGGAGAGAAGACCAGGCACUUGAAAGAUCUGAUGAAGAACCCAGUACACUUUGAAGACAUCCUCAGGGGACAAAAAUGCUACACGUUUUUAAUUAAAAUAUAAAUAUCAAUUUGUAUACUCUUUUCCUAUCAAGUUUUUAGCCAACUUUUUGUUGUCUCUCUAACUGUUCUCAAAAGACAAGAAAAUACUAUUGUUCAUAGGAGGUAUGGGCUCUAGGACUCCCUCUAGGUAAAAUAGUCUCCCUGUCAUGCCAGGAGCAGAUUUUAAUUCUCUAACUGCUUCUUUUCCAUUUCAGAGCACCCUGUGGGCAAGCCCAGCCAAAUAGCUCCUGGCCUGGGGAUAAUCUUUAAGACCAACGCUUUUGUUUCAGAUCCAGCCUUCUGUCCUAGUUUUAUAAAUUGUGAUUUUACGUAAAACACCCAGUUCCUGGAAUCCUGGC
Molecule: messenger RNA, 1458 nt
Organism: Choloepus didactylus (southern two-toed sloth)
Lineage: Eukaryota; Metazoa; Chordata; Mammalia; Pilosa; Megalonychidae
Gene: CD86
Product: CD86 molecule
Exons: 7
Coding region: 73-1041 (322 amino acids)
Biological process (GO): cellular response to lipopolysaccharide; negative regulation of T cell proliferation; cell surface receptor signaling pathway
Cellular component (GO): external side of plasma membrane
Source: RefSeq, a predicted model, not a curated record